AUGGGGCUGGAAGACCUAAUACCGAGAGCGCUUCGCGACAAGAGGCUACAAAAAGUGGCGUUUGAGGCCGCCACCACUCUCGCCGCGGAGUCACCAGUUGUCAAGACUGUCCAAGCCGCUUAUCAGAUCACGAAGGUUGGAGAUGUUGUCAAAAACACCAAUAAUCUCCUCCUAAAUGCUUCAGAUACGGUCAGGAGUGCCCAAACCAUCCUGCCCCAGAUGCACAUCAUGGGUCAGUCCUUGGUCGACACGGCAAGGCUCCUGAGCAAGUUCAGCAUGGUUGCUACAACACUUGGCAUGGGUGCCAACAUCAUCCAGACAUAUCAGGGCAUUCAAGCCCUCAACUUAAUAGCCGCCAAGCUAGGAGAUAUGGGAAAGAGUCUUGAAGCUCAGACGGCCCUCACUGCUCAGCGAGAUUUUCCUCAAUAUGUCUACGACAUGAUCCGGGAGCGCUUGAGUCAGACUGCUGUUGAUCCAGAUCGCGAGCACUGGUUCUUUCUCUAUCAUCCAGACACCGACUGGUACCCCAAGUUCUUUCAUCUCGUUGAGGAGAAACCACUAGACCCUCGCUUUUGCGGCUACACCAACCAGCUCGACACGGUCUUCAUGUUCAUGCUGGCAGCCCGGGAACGCAUUAACGACAGGGAACUCCGAAAAGGGCGCAAAAAGCAACACUGCCGCCCCAUUCAGCUACAUCUCAUCAUACCAGCAUAUCAAUCCAUCCUAAUUCCCGAGAGUAUCCGGAUCCCAGACGAGAUUGGUGAUUUCAUCAUCGAGGGCCGGAUCAACAGCAACAGGCCAUUCGUAUGGCUCAACCUCCCCGAGGAUCAGAAGUACUAUACAUCGGAUGUGGGCUUCUGGACACCACCACCCCUUGGAUGGUGGAAUCAGGCCAUGACUUGGUGCGGUAUUACCGAGAAGCCACCAGAGUACGGAUCGCCCAGAAUCUUAGGCAUCGGGCCUCAACCAGCCCUAAUCGAGGCCGAAAAGGAAAAAGCCAUGAUUCAAGAGGUUCACAAGGAAGACGGUAUUACAGAGCUGGUGAGGAGACACUCCAACGAGUCUUCUCUUGAGUUGGUUCAGGCAACGAAGAAGCGUUCUACACCACUACAUAAGCGCGCCAAAAGCCGUCAAACAUCACGGCGGCGUGCAUAG
This is a messenger RNA of Fusarium vanettenii 77-13-4, 1155 nucleotides long. RefSeq lists its product as uncharacterized. The record is from RefSeq and is a predicted model, not a curated record. NCBI's taxonomy places the organism in Eukaryota, Fungi, Ascomycota, Sordariomycetes, Hypocreales, Nectriaceae. The transcript is spliced from 2 exons. Bases 1 to 1155 code for a protein of 384 amino acids.